AUGGGUCAAUUACUUUCUAACAUGAUAAAGAACUUAUCCCUAUUCGAAAACAAACAAGCAAAAAUUCUCUUCUUAGGUUUGGAUGCAGCUGGUAAAACAUCAACACUGUACAAGAUUCAAUUAGAUGAGAAUGUCAAUACUAUACCUACUAUUGGUUUCAAUGCCGAAGUGAUUCAAUAUAAGAGAGUUCAAUUCAGAGUGUUUGAUAUUGGUGGUCAGGAUAAGAUUAGAACCUUAUGGAGACAUUAUUAUAAUGGAACAGAUGCUGUGAUAUUCAUUGUCGAUUCGAAUGAUAGAGAGAGAUUUGAAGAAGUUUCGGAAACAUUGCAUAAAGUAAUGGAAGAUCCAUCUCUAUCAAAUGCCAAGUUAUUGGUGUGGGCUAAUAAGCAAGAUUUACCAAGAGCUGCCAAUGUUACAGAUCUUGCCAAGAUUCUGCAAUUAAAUUCAAUCAAACAAGAUUGGUAUAUACAACCAUGUAGCGCAAUGAAUGGCACUGGUUUAUUUGAAGGUUUAGAUUGGUUAUCUAGCAAAUUGUAA
Molecule: messenger RNA, 537 nt
Organism: Naegleria gruberi
Lineage: Eukaryota; Heterolobosea; Eutetramitea; Acrasida; Naegleriidae
Product: ARF/SAR family small GTPase
Exons: 1
Coding region: 1-537 (178 amino acids)
Biological process (GO): intracellular protein transport; vesicle-mediated transport
Cellular component (GO): cytoplasm
Molecular function (GO): GTP binding; GTPase activity
Source: RefSeq, a predicted model, not a curated record